AUGCCCAAUAUCUGGACCAAUAUAUCCCUUCGCGCCGCUCGCCAUCCCCGGAUAUUAGAACACAUUCUUUCCCGGUCUACACACUAUCACAUUGACGUCAGAAUCGACUUCAGUGAACAACGAUUUUUCUCAACCUGUGAUGCUGAAGCCCCCGAUUUUCGUGACACCUUCGAGGCAAUCGUGCUUCACAUCAAGCGCUUGCGUAAACUUACAAUCACCGCGCGGAAUCCUAUCAUCCAUGCAAUUGCGAAGCACCUCAAAUAUCGCACUAUGCCCAAACUCGAGCAUCUGGAGAUCAUCCAGUGCGAUACGGGUCCGGUGUCCUUCUUUGGACCUUUCCUGGUUGAUCAAAGCGCGUUUACAUCUCUCCGACUCGUACGAACAGCUGCUACCUUCGGAGACGCCUCCCUACUUCAAGGUAUCCGCACUCUCGAUUUGGUCGAGUCUUCAGGUCGAUUUCUCGACCAAAACGCACACAUCGACUAUAGGUUUCCGGCUAGUCAGCCGGUACCAUGCAUGAACAAGCUCACAAGGCUCAGUAUAACGGAUACAGAGCUCUUCGUGAACGUUAUCAACCCCCUCGUCUCUAUAAAACCCGCGUUCACCGUUUCGCAACUCACCCAUCUCACAUUGUCCCGACUUAAAGUCGCGGCUUCCCCCGACUCUAUGGCUGCGUUCAUCAGGCUUUAUAACAUGACGUAUACCUCCCGUUUGGAGGAGCUGUGUUUGGAUAACAUCCAUGAUAACGCUCUUGAGAUUCUUCAGCAGAUGAUUGGCGCGCCGUAUCCGAAGUAUCCGCUUUUGAAAUCGUUGGGGCUGUCGUCCCUUCCUGUUAAGGAUUUGAGGAGAGAGUUUUAUGUUGCUUUUCCGGCGGUUGAGACGCUUAUGCUGAGUGAUGUCGAUCCGAGUUCUUUGUUGGUCGCGAAAACGCGAGACCCGCACGUUCUUCCGUUGUUGAAACGUGUCACGUUUAAUGGCAUUGAUUUGAGAGUAGGGGAUGAGGUUCGAACGAUUUCUAUCAGAUGA
Messenger RNA from Laccaria bicolor S238N-H82, 1026 nucleotides. RefSeq lists its product as uncharacterized. NCBI's taxonomy places the organism in Eukaryota, Fungi, Basidiomycota, Agaricomycetes, Agaricales, Hydnangiaceae. The record is from RefSeq and is a predicted model, not a curated record. The coding region runs from base 1 to 1026 and encodes 341 amino acids. The transcript has a single exon.